CAAAUCGUCCCCCAGUGACCCCGUCACGCAUUUGCACACCAUGGACGAGUUCAAGGAAGAUGAGAUCGAGAGCAUCCUCUACAUUGGUCGUGAAGUCUCAGUGUACAAGAUCCCGCCUCUGAAGGCCAACGAAGGGCAUCGAGCGCAGGAAUGGGGUGAUUUGGCGCAGCCGUUAUGGAAGGGCCGGAUUCGUAUCGUUGAGCGCAAUUCGGGCGUGGCUUUGCAGUUUGAAGAUGCGACUACCGGUGAACUCUUCGCUAAGGCUGACUAUGACCCAGCCAAGCCAUGCGUAGAGGCUGUCCUUGACUCUUCGCGAUACUUUGUCGUACGAGUAGAGGACAACGGUCGGAGAGCAUACAUCGGGAUGGGUUUCCUGGAGCGAUCAGACAGCUUUGACUUCAAUGUGGCGCUGCAGGACUACACUAGACGGUGGCGAGCGUUGAAGAACCCUGCUGAAUCUCCAGCCAACCAGCCUUCUCCUCAUGUACCCGCCGGUCCGAAGAAGGACUACACCCUGAAAGAAGGCCAGACGUUCUCGAUCUCCAUCCCCGGCAAGGCAAACAAGCCAUCCAAUGACAAUACUUCGGGACUGAACCUCCUAGGCGAUGGCCUUGGUGGCUCAGGGCUCUCAUCUGGCAGUGGUGGUAUCCCUGCGCUUCUUCCCCCGCCUCCUAGUGCGCCAAGGAAGCGGUAACCUUGUCCUCUGCAUCAUGUACAUUACACAUCGCGCUUGCUUGGGUUUUCUUUCCGAUUGUCCUCCGCGGAUUCUUCUAGAUCGUUGACGCGAUCUUCUCCAGUUGUCGGGCUUCAUUGGACUGACGGCGUCACCGCAUCGCGGGAUGCACUCUACAUAAUAGGCUACAAUACCGGAAGAUCAUCGUGACCUUGUCCAUGCACGACUUGAACAUUCGACGCUGCAACGCUGUUCACCGACCUUAAGGGGCAUCUCCGGGUUUCGGUGAUAGCCUACCGCUCGCGCUGCGACCCACGUUCCUCGAGCUAUACCCAGACCGUACAACCCAGGGGUUCUCCGGCACUUGGUCUUCCAUUUCUCGCAGCUUCCUGCUUGUGCUCAGAUUUAUCCGAACUCGCACUUCCAACCUGCAAAUACUUAUAUUCAC
This is a messenger RNA of Dichomitus squalens LYAD-421 SS1, 1121 nucleotides long. Its product is annotated as adaptin ear-binding coat-associated protein 1 NECAP-1. Gene Ontology annotation, biological process: endocytosis. The coding region runs from base 41 to 694 and encodes 217 amino acids. The transcript is spliced from 6 exons. The record is from RefSeq and is a predicted model, not a curated record. Lineage: Eukaryota; Fungi; Basidiomycota; Agaricomycetes; Polyporales; Polyporaceae. Gene Ontology annotation, cellular component: clathrin vesicle coat; membrane.